Anopheles moucheti is the source of this 1965-nucleotide messenger RNA. RefSeq lists its product as uncharacterized. The coding region runs from base 1 to 1965 and encodes 654 amino acids. The record is from RefSeq and is a predicted model, not a curated record. Lineage: Eukaryota; Metazoa; Arthropoda; Insecta; Diptera; Culicidae. The transcript has a single exon. Gene Ontology annotation, molecular function: nucleic acid binding; zinc ion binding.
AUGGCUACGAUCGAGGAGUUAUGUGAAAACUUCACCAAAGUCGGGUUGAUCCGCGAGUGCAAAAAGCUUGGCUUGCCAGCCAUCGGUGGAAAACGUGAUAUCGCGGAAGAAAUCAUUAACCAUCGGAAUAUGACGAGUUCCGGAUAUAAAAAUGAUGAGGACGAUCGCAGUUCGCAGAAAGACGGCGUGUGUGAGAAAGACGACUCACACACAAAAGACGCGGAACGUGCGGUUGACGGUAUGUGUGAGAAAGACGACUCACACCGCGAUUACGAGGAAAGCGAUGAUGAUGACGGCUCAAGCACCAACGACGAGUACGACGAAGAGGACAACGACGCGAGUGAAAAUGACGAAUCUAAUGAUCUGUACAAGACGGCGAAUGGAACAAAUACUUCUACACCUUUACCAACUCGACGAUGCGCACCACGCCGUAUGAAGGUUUACUCUUUUCGUGAUAUGGAAGAGAGUAUCGAAUCCUUCGGUGCAGAGGAGGGAGAGGACGUACGAUUAUGGCUGAUGCAACUCAAAAGCGUUUGCAAAUCUGCACGAUGGGAUGACGAGCAACAAUUGAUAAUGUGCCGAAAGAAAUUAACUGGAACAGCGAAACGUUUUGUAUUUUCGCUUCGAAGCAGUUUCAGCAGUUUUAAGAAGCUAGAACAAGCGCUGAUAAAAGAAUUUGCCCCACGCGUACGGGCAAGCGAUGUACAUCGUGCGCUGACGAACCGUAAGAAGAAGAAUUCAGAGUCCAUCCGUGAUUAUAUUUACGAGAUGCAACGGAUAGCGCUACCUAUCGAACUCGACGAACCUAGCCUCUGUGAAUAUAUAGUAAACGGUAUUACGGACGAUGAACAUCACCAAACGAUGUUAUACGAAGUACAAAGCAUCGAACGGCUGAAGAAGAAAUUGUUUAAUUUCGAAAAGGUGAUGAAGAAUUCCAAGAACAAACCCAAACGAGACGAUAUAGGAAGCAGAAAAGAGAGAACACGUGUCGCUGAUAAGGACAACAAAGUGAGCAGGAAACAAAACUGUUACAAUUGUGGUGAAGCAUCACAUGUUUCCGCGGAAUGUCCGCAGAAAGCCGAAGGCCCCAAAUGUUUUUCGUGCAACACGUUUGGGCACAGAGCACGCGAAUGCACGAAAGGUGGCACGAAAGUGAAACAGAAUGUGCUGAUUUGUCGACCAAGAGUAGAAUCUGUUCACAGUGACGUCAUUCCUGCAAGUGACGCUAAUCGCGAAGACGAUUAUACAUCACGGCUGCUGUCUGGAAAACUAGCAGGAUUGCAAAGAACGUUCAUACCAGUGAGAGUAGGACCGGUAGUUGUGAACGCCUUGUUUGAUACCGGCAGUCCAAUGAAUUUAAUGACGAACUACACCUACGAAAAGAUUGGGAAGCCGUGCCUAUCCACCACUACAAUGAUACUUAAAGGUUUUGGCGGCAACGAAAUCGCUGCAGAGGGUGUUUUUAAGAUUGAUGUGUGUAUUGGUGACAGCCAAUACCGCGACGUGUUUUUCUAUCUAGUGCCAAAUAAAUGCAUGUCUUUUGCGGCUGUACUCGGAACGGCGUCACUUGAAUAUUUCGAUGUGAAAGUGACUACGGACGGGGUGGAAGUGUGUAAGAAAGACGAAUAUGAAAUUAUGGGGAUCAUGCCGUAUGACAGUGAAAUCGACGUACCGGAACGAUAUUCAAAUGACAUUAAAGCCCUAAUUUCGAACUAUGAUCCGAGUAAAGAGGUAAAAAGCACAGUAGAAAUGAAAAUUAUUCUCGAAGACGAACACCCGGUGCAAACCAACCCAAGACGGUUUGCCCCUAAAGAAAAGGAGGUACUAGAAAGAACAGUGAACGAGUGGUUGCACGCAAAUAUUAUACGAGAAAGUACCAGUGAUUUUGCUGGUCCUGUAGUGCUUGCGAAGAAAAAAGAUGGUACGAUGAGGGUUUGCGUGGACUAUCGUGAGCUUAACCGAUAA